Lates calcarifer (barramundi perch) is the source of this 4841-nucleotide messenger RNA. It is a transcript of the gene myo1ha, whose product is annotated as myosin IHa. Bases 1392 to 4481 code for a protein of 1029 amino acids. Gene Ontology annotation, molecular function: actin filament binding; ATP binding; microfilament motor activity. Gene Ontology annotation, biological process: vesicle transport along actin filament; actin filament organization. The record is from RefSeq and is a predicted model, not a curated record. NCBI's taxonomy places the organism in Eukaryota, Metazoa, Chordata, Actinopteri, Centropomidae. Gene Ontology annotation, cellular component: vesicle; microvillus; plasma membrane. The transcript has 32 exons.
AUCAAAUGUUAGCAUGCUAACAAGCUAAACUAAGGCAGUGAACAUGGUAAAUAUUAUACCUGCUAAGAAAAGUAUGGUCACUGUGAACAUGUUAACAUGCUGAUGUUGGGAUUCAGCUCAAAGCUCAGAUGAGCCACUAGCAUGACUGUAGACUCUUAAUCUAUGUUACUAUUGUCAGCUUCAGUGGCCUUGCCCCAGCAAUUUUGGGUGUGCAUACUUUUCUGUCAACGGCAAUGAUUUUAGAGGAAUUCUUGAUUUUAAUAUGAUGUAUAUUGUUUCAUCUGACCUUGAUUGGUAUGUAUGUAUACUGUAUUUAAGGUUCUGUGUGUUCUGUGUUUCACCUGGCUGCAGGACAAAAUUUCCCAAGAGUACAUCUGAAGUUAAAGUUGAAGGCCAACUACAGACCAGCUCCCUGAUGGCUAGUGGGUUUAAGGCUGUGACUACAAAUCCCAAUGCUGCCAGUUCAGGUCUGACCAAGGAUCAUUGCUGCAUGUCCAUUUCUCUUUUCCUUAAUUUCCUAUUAUAUCUACACCGCCAACCUUCUCAUAUAAUACUCUAAACAUUUGAAUGCUAUCAUCGGAACUUCAAUUAGAGGUGCUGUUAUCUGGUAAUUGUUUUCACCCAAGCAAAAAAUUACGUAAUUGCAUUUGGGCAUCAACCCAGUAGCAUUUUGUGAAGCACUAAGCUUUGGCAGCUCAGACUGCAGCUCUAAACAAUGGUGUUCCCCUGACUAGCAUUGUUAUACCGGGUAAUAAAGCAAUUGGUGAAUAGUUGGUAAUGUAUCCACCUAAUCAAAGAUCAGUAACCAGACCUAGACUGUACCAUCACAGAGAAAGAGACUGGGGGCUUUUUGGCUGUUGUGAUAUAAUGGAAAUUCAAGGUAGACAGAAGGAGAGGCAGAAGAAGAGAAGAAGGAAAGGGGGAUGGUUGGAUUGGUGUGGUUUGGAUCUUGUUUCUGUAUCGUUAUGUUACACUCAGUAGAGCAGUAGAUACCCAGGUAAGCACUGAAUAAGAUCUCUGUCCCUCCACCUCCCACGGCAUUAAUGAUUAAGUACCCGGCCCACAGUGGCCCAAGCCUGGGUCAGGAUGGUGUGGAGAAGCAUAUAUGUGCAAAGGCCUUGACACAGCAUCACCAUCAUUGCACUGCUACAGCAUACUGGAUGAAUGACAACACUGGACAGAACAGAGAGGACAGUAUUUUUUUUUUUGUAUCUUUAAUCAAUCUGGAAUACUCUCAAUAAUCCAGUAUUUACAGGUUCACUGACUGUCUCCAUGCAAGCAGACACAGGAGGACACGCUGUUCUUGUCUAACUCCUCUGGAGAGAAGGACAUUUGUCCUGGUGUCGUCACUGAGAUUCUGCAUCUGACAGCAGAAUAACACAGCUUCAGAAAUGCAGGGUCAGCUGGACAUGGAGGGUGCCCUGACUGCAAGGGACCGAGUGGGAAUCCAGGAUUUUGUCCUCCUGGAUGAAACCACAGAGGCGGCCUUCCUCAGCAACCUCAAGAAACGCUUCAGCAAGGAUCUCAUCUAUACAUACAUUGGCACUUUGUUAGUGUCUGUCAAUCCUUAUAAAGAGCUGGACAUCUACAGUCAGAAACAGAUGGAUCUCUACAUGGGUGUCAACUUUUUUGAGCUUCCACCACACAUCUACGCCUUGGCAGACAACGCCUACCACACCAUGCUGACAGAGUUCAACAAUCACUUCAUCCUCAUCUCUGGUGAGAGUGGAGCAGGGAAGACAGAGGCCUCCAAGAAGAUUCUGCAGUAUUAUGCUGUCAGCUGUCCAAGCACCACUCUGCUGAACACUGUCCGGGACAAAAUGCUCAUGUCCAACCCUGUCCUCGAGGCUUUCGGGAAUGCCAAAACACUAAAAAAUGACAACUCAAGUCGGUUUGGGAAGUACAUGGACAUUCAGUUUGACAGCCAGGGUGAUGCUGUCGGAGGCCACGUGCUGAACUACCUGCUGGAGAAGUCGAGGGUCGUGCACCAGAAUCAUGGGGAGAGAAACUUUCACAUCUUCUACCAGCUGGUGGAGGGAGGAGAGGACGACCUGCUGCACCAGCUGGGCCUGGAGAGAGACUGCCAGCAUUACAACUAUCUAACCCAAGGAGAAUGUGCCAUUGUGUCCUCCAUUAAUGACAAAAAUGACUGGAAAACAGUCAAGAAUGCACUACAAGUCAUCGACAUCGACGAGAUCAACACUAACCACUUGUUUGGGAUUGUUGCAAGCGUCCUCCAUUUGGGCAACAUUCAGUUUGCUGCUGACAGUAAAGGCCAAGCCCUCCUCAACAACAACGCAGAGCUGCGCUGGGUCUCGAAUCUACUAGGGGUUGAUGCUCACAGUCUCCAAGAGGGACUGACGUACAGGAAGAUUGAAGCCAAAAAGGAUCAGGUCCUCAGCCCAUUUACAAUCGAUCAUGCCAUCUAUGCCAGAGAUGCCCUGGCUAAAGCCAUCUAUGGACAUACCUUCACCUGGCUGGUCAACAGGAUCAAUGAGUCCAUGGAGAACAAGGACUCUUCAAGAAAGACUGUAAUAGGGCUUCUGGACAUAUAUGGGUUUGAGGUGUUCUAUGUAAACAGUUUUGAGCAGUUCUGUAUAAACUAUUGCAAUGAGAAGCUGCAGCAGCUUUUCAUCCAGCUGACACUCAAGGCUGAGCAGGAAGAAUAUGAAGCGGAGGAUAUCGAGUGGGAGCCAGUACAGUUCUUCAAUAACAAGAUCAUCUGUGAUCUGGUUGAGGAGAAACACAGGGGGAUCAUAUCAAUACUGGAUGAGGAGUGUCUGAGGCCAGGAGAUGCCACAGAUCUCACCUUCCUGGAGAGGCUGGAAGAUAAGAUGGGAAAUCACCCUCACUUUGUCACGCACAAACUGGCUGACAAAAUGACACGUAAGACUCUGGAGAGGGGAGAUUUCCGUCUCUUGCAUUAUGCCGGGGAGGUCACCUACUGUGUUGUGGGUUUCCUGGACAAAAACAAUGACCUGUUAUACAGAAACAUAAAAGAUCUGAUGUGUCAGUCAAAAAAUGCCAUAGUCAAAGAGUGCUUCUUCACCAUGGAUCUAGACAGCAGACGAAGACCAGAAACAGUGGCGACCCAGUUUAAGAGCAGCCUGCUGAAGCUGACAGAGAUCCUGAUGGCCAAAGAGGCCUGGUACAUACGCUGUCUUAAAUCUAAUGAGUCCAAGCAGUCAGGUCACUUUGACGAAGCGCUGAUCAGACACCAGGUGAAGUACCUAGGCCUUAUGGAGCACCUCAGAGUCAGACGAGCCGGUUUUGCUUACAGACGCAAAUAUGAGGUCUUCUUAAAGAGGUACAAACCGCUGUGCCCGGCCACCUGGCCUCACUGGAGAGGAUUGCCCGCUGAUGGAGUGGAAGUCCUGGUUCAACAUCUGGGCUACCUGCCAAAUGAAUACAAAAUGGGGCGAACCAAAAUAUUCAUCCGUCAUCCGAGGACACUUUAUGCCACAGAGGAUGCUUAUGAGAGAUGUAAACAUGAACUGGCAACAAGACUCCAGGCCAAAUACAAAGGAUACAAGGCAAAAGGAGAAUUCAGAAAACAAAAAGAAGCUGCCACUAAGAUUGAAACUUGCUGGAGAGGAGUGCAGGCCAGAAAGGAGAGAGAGAGGAGAGCUUGGGCUGUAAAAGUCAUCAAGCAAUUCAUCAAAGGUUACAUGACCAGAGGGCAAGCGAAAACCACAGAUAACUCGGAGUACCUGGCCUUUGUGAGACAAAAUUACUUGAACCGGCUCAAAGAAAAUCUGCCAAAGACCGUUUUGGAUAAAACCACCUGGCUAUCUCCACCACCUGUGCUCGUAGAGACAUCAGAGAUCCUGCGUAAGCUUCACUACCGUCUUAUGGUGCGGAAGUAUGUGAGAGGAAUCACACCUCAGAAAAAAGCGGAGUUUCAACUGAAGCUCAUUACCAGCUCCAUCUUCAAGGGCAAAAAGGACAGUUACCCGCAGAGUGUCGCUCAACCUUUUAUAGACACCAGAAUCAGUGAACAAGACAUAAACAUGAGGGUUCUCCAGAUGAUUCGCAAUGAGCACAUCAAGUACAGCGUGCCCAUAAUCAAGUAUCAUAGGAAUGGUUUCAAACCAAGCCCACGACAGCUAAUCCUCACCCAGACAGCUGCCUAUGUGAUAGAGGAAGUCAAGAUCAAACAAAGAGUGCUGUACACCUCUCUCAAAGGUAUUUCGGUCAGUAAUUUGACUGAUAACAUGAUUGUAUUCCACAUAACAUGUGAGGACCCUAAACAGAAGGGGGAUCUGGUAAUGCAGUGUGAUCACUUGUUUGAGUUUUUGACCAAACUCAGUGUCAUUGCUAACAAACAAAACGUGAUCAAAGUGGUUCAGGGCAGCAUCAAGAUUGAAAUCCAGGCGGGGAAAGAAAGUGCAGUGGACUUCAGCACCGGGCCGGAGCCCAUGGUAUACAAGGCCAAGAACGGACACCUCAUGGUGGUUGCCACCCGGGCUCGGUCACGGUAACGUGUGGGGCUGAGGAGGAGACACACAAGAAGCCCCUGCAUAUUUCAUCAGGAAACCCCUAAAGGGAAGAUCAUGUCUACGCCUGAGCAGACACGGCUGCACUUUAGGAACCCUAGAUCAGCUUGUUUGUUAGACAGCAACACAUUUGAUCACCUAUGCGUAAUAGUCAACGAUUAAAAGAACUUUUCACUAAAGAAUAACUUAAUAACUUUAAUGAAAGGUCACAGUUUCAACAUUAUUCUGUGUUUAAGCAAAGGUUUGUCUCUGUUGUUUUGAACACUAUAGUUUAAAGCAAAGGCUGACACUGGACUAUUAACCACUUUUAAAUUUACAAAACUACUUAAAUAUUCCACACACUCA